This is a messenger RNA of Pieris napi, 1056 nucleotides long. RefSeq names its product derlin-1 (gene Der-1). Gene Ontology annotation, molecular function: misfolded protein binding; ubiquitin-specific protease binding. The record is from RefSeq and is a predicted model, not a curated record. The coding region runs from base 235 to 987 and encodes 250 amino acids. Gene Ontology annotation, biological process: endoplasmic reticulum unfolded protein response. NCBI's taxonomy places the organism in Eukaryota, Metazoa, Arthropoda, Insecta, Lepidoptera, Pieridae. The transcript is spliced from 5 exons. Gene Ontology annotation, cellular component: endoplasmic reticulum membrane; Hrd1p ubiquitin ligase ERAD-L complex.
UUGUGACUUAUCAUCAUCUAUAUUUUGUGUCAUUUGUAAAUGAAUAUGAAAGACAAAUUUGUUCCUUUUUUUCUAAGUCUAAACAAAUUCCUAUAGGACACGUGUACUUAAAAUAUAUUUCAGUUUCACAAUUUAACGCUUUUAUUACAAGUUUGUUGCGCGCACUUGUUCCACGGAUUCGUGUGUUUGUGCUUAAAGUGGUUCAAAAUAUAUUUGUAACAAUCAGCUGCAACAAUGUCCGAAUUCAAGGACUGGUUUAAUAGUGUUCCCUUUUUUACGCGGUAUUGGCUAGCAGCGACAAUAGUAUUGAGCGUAUUGGGAAGAUUCGGCAUUUUCAAUUAUUAUUACUUUAUUUUGGAUAUUAAUCAGAUAUUUUAUAAAUUCCAGAUAUGGCGACCAAUCACUGCAGUGUUCUAUUAUCCAAUCAGCCCGUCAACAGGUUUUCAUUUUCUAAUAAACUGCUACUUUUUGUACAGUUAUUCACAACGGCUAGAGUCAGGGAUGUUUGCUGGGAAACCAGCUGAUUACUUUUAUAUGCUUUUAUUUAAUUGGCUGUGCUGUGUUCUACUUGGCCUUUUUACAGGAUUGCCUAUAAUUAUGGACCCAAUGGUGUUAUCAGUGCUAUAUGUGUGGUGUCAACUCAACAAGGAUGUGAUUGUGUCUUUCUGGUUUGGAACACGGUUCAAGGCUAUGUAUUUGCCCUGGGUUUUGCUGGCUUUUAAUUUAAUUAUUAGUGGAGGUGGUAUUCUGGACAUAAUGGGAAUCCUUGUCGGACACCUGGCAUUCUUCUUAUUAUUCAAAUACCCACAGGAAUUGGGUGGACCCUCCCUGUUAACACCACCUGCAUUUUUAAAACAGAUAUUCCCUGAUACACGGUAUAUGGGGGGCUUUGGUACUGCACCACAAGAGAGAGUGCCCACUAGGCCGGCAUCCAGAAUCAUUGGCGGACACAAUUGGGGCAGAGGGCACGCAUUGGGGGGCAACUGAGUGAUUAAGUUAGUGUUUGGAAAUAGACUGUGUUAUUUUUUUUAUUAAAUAAAGUGUUCUAACUUGAAA